GACUGCCAUCGCCCGGCGGAUCCCCCGAAGCAAACGAAGAACUAGGGCGCGCCCCUCUUCCUCGUUCUCUCCGCCCUCCUCCUCCUCUCCCCUCUUCUUUAUAGCGAGCGCCUCCCUCCCUCGCUCCCUCCGCAUUGCACGCGCUGCCGACGCCGACGGAGGACUAGAGACAGACAGACAGAGGCGACGACGAGCAGCGACGAAGGAGAUGGCCGCCGCCUCCUCCUUCACCGCCGCCGCCAAGUUCUUGGCUCCGGUGGCCGCGAGAUCCGGCGGGGACAGUAGGCCGCCGCUCCCGGCCUCCUCCUCCUCCGCCGCCUCCUCCCUCAGGCCACGCAGGAAGCCGGCGCCGCGUCUGCGCACCGCGCUCGCCGUCUCCUCCGACGUGCUCCCCGGGAACAAGGCCGCGCCCUCCGCCGCCGCCGCGCACUUGGCUGUGACACGGGAAGAGGCACUGGAGCUGUACGAGGACAUGGUUCUUGGCCGUAUUUUUGAGGACAUGUGCGCGCAAAUGUACUACCGUGGCAAGAUGUUUGGUUUUGUCCAUUUAUAUAAUGGGCAAGAAGCUGUCUCCACUGGCUUCAUCAAGCUGCUCAACCAAGCUGACUGCGUUGUUAGCACAUAUCGUGACCACGUCCAUGCGCUAUCCAAGGGUGUCCCGGCACGUUCUGUCAUGGCUGAGCUUUUUGGUAAGGCCACUGGCUGCUGUCGUGGACAAGGCGGUUCUAUGCACAUGUUCUCUGCUCCCCACAACCUCCUUGGAGGCUUUGCCUUCAUUGGAGAAGGCAUCCCUGUUGCAACUGGUGCUGCCUUUGCUGCUAAGUACCGCCAUGAGGUGCUCAAGGAGUCUGGCCCUGAUGGACUUGAUGUAACACUGGCAUUCUUUGGUGAUGGUACCUGUAAUAACGGCCAGUUCUUUGAGUGCCUCAACAUGGCUCAACUUUGGAAACUUCCUAUUGUGUUUGUUGUGGAGAACAAUCUAUGGGCUAUUGGGAUGUCACAUCUCAGGGCUACUUCAGACCCAGAGAUCUAUAAGAAGGGUCCAGCAUUUGGAAUGCCUGGGGUGCAUGUUGAUGGGAUGGAUGUCCUGAAGGUCAGGGAGGUGGCUAAGGAGGCCAUCGAGAGGGCAAGGAGAGGCGAAGGACCAACUCUCGUGGAGUGUGAAACUUACCGUUUCAGAGGACAUUCUCUUGCUGAUCCAGAUGAGCUCAGGAAGCCUGAUGAGAAAUCUCACUAUGCUGCAAGGGACCCCAUUACAGCCUUGAAGAAGUACAUCAUCGAACAGAACCUCGCAACAGAAUCUGAGCUUAAGAGCAUCGAGAAGAAGAUCGAUGAUGUUGUUGAAGAGGCUGUGGAGUUUGCUGACGCAAGUCCACUCCCUCCACGGAGCCAGCUUCUGGAAAAUGUGUUCUCAGACCCCAAAGGCUUUGGCAUUGGGCCUGACGGGAAGUACAGGUGCGAGGAUCCCUUGUUCACGCAAGGCACAGCUCAAGUCUGAGGCUCAAAGAGAGCGCUUAUCUAUGUUAUAUCUUGCUUCCUGUACCUCUCUAGCUGCCUCUAUCCUAGUUUUGUUGAACCUGUGGUCAUGUUAAGAGUAAUGUAAGCACAAUGUACUUGUUCAUUUGUUUCAUUCUUACAUCUCGUGUUAUCAAUAUGCUCAAAUGCUACCUGAGUUUU
Oryza brachyantha (malo sina) is the source of this 1677-nucleotide messenger RNA. RefSeq names its product pyruvate dehydrogenase E1 component subunit alpha-3, chloroplastic. Gene Ontology annotation, cellular component: intracellular membrane-bounded organelle. Gene Ontology annotation, molecular function: pyruvate dehydrogenase (acetyl-transferring) activity. NCBI's taxonomy places the organism in Eukaryota, Viridiplantae, Streptophyta, Magnoliopsida, Poales, Poaceae. Bases 209 to 1498 code for a protein of 429 amino acids. Gene Ontology annotation, biological process: pyruvate decarboxylation to acetyl-CoA. The transcript has 3 exons. The record is from RefSeq and is a predicted model, not a curated record.